CGGCGGGGCGGUCGGGCGCGGCGGCGAUGGGCGAGGGCGGGCUGCCCCCGGCCUUCCAGCUGCUGCUACGCGCCUGCGACCAGGGCGACACGGAGACGGCGCGGCGGCUGCUGGAGCCGGGGACGGCGGAACCGGCCGAGCGCGGCGCGGAGCCUGAGGCAGGCGCGGAGCCGGCGGGGGCUGAGGCAGCCGGGCCCGGGGCGGCGGCGGCGGCCGGAGCGCCGGUGCCAGUGGACUGCUCCGACGAGGCGGGCAACACGGCGCUGCAGUUCGCCGCGGCCGGGGGCCACGAGCCGCUGGUGCGCUUCCUGCUGCGCCGCGGAGCCUCGGUCAACAGCCGCAACCACUACGGCUGGAGCGCGCUCAUGCAGGCGGCCAGAUUUGGGCACGUGAACGUGGCACACCUCCUUUUGGAUCACGGGGCUGAUGUCAAUGCCCAGAACCGGCUGGGGGCCAGUGUGCUCACUGUGGCCUCCCGGGGUGGCCAUCUGGGUGUGGUGAAGCUGCUCCUGGAAGCCGGGGCCUUCGUGGACCCUCACAACCACUCGGGCGAGCCACCAGGGAUAGGGGGCAGCAGGGAUGAGCUGCUGGACAUCACAGCCCUGAUGGCCGCCACUCAGCAUGGGCAUGAGGCUGUGAUGCGCCUGCUGAUGGAGUGGGGUGCAGACCCCAACUAUGCGGCCCGGACUGUGGGCUGGAGCCCGCUGAUGCUGGCCGCGCUCACUGGGAGGCUUGGUGUGGCCCAGCUGCUGGUAGAGAAGGGAGCCAACGCCGACCACCUCAGCGUGCUGGAGAAGACUGCCUUCGAGGUCGCACUUGACCACAAGCACAGGGACCUUGUAGACUACCUGGACCCGCUGACCACCGUCAGGCCCAAAACAGAUGAAGAGAAAAGGCGACCUGAUAUUUUCCAUGCAUUGAAAAUGGGAAACUUCCAGCUGGUCAAAGAGAUUGCCGACGAAGACCCAAACCAUGUGAACCUGGUCAACGGGGACGGCGCGACCCCCUUGAUGCUGGCGGCGGUCAUGGGGCAGCUGCCUCUGGUGCAGCUGCUGGUGGAGAGACACGCCGACGUCGACAAGCAGGACAGUGUGCACGGCUGGACAGCCCUCAUGCAGGCCACCUACCACGGGAAUAAGGAGAUUGUCAAGUACCUGCUAAACCAAGGGGCUGACGUCACCCUCCGUGCAAAGAAUGGAUACACAGCCUUUGACCUAGUGAUGCUGCUGAAUGAUCCCGACACGGAACUUGUUCGACUGCUGGCAUCUGUCUGCAUGCAGGUGAAUAAAGACAAAGGCCGGCUCAGCCACCAACCACCCCCGCCCCUCUCGAAGGUCCGACAGCCCUGGAACAUCCCAGUGCUGCCCGAUGACAAGGGCGGGCUGAAGUCCUGGUGGAACCGAAUGUCCAAUCGGUUCCGAAAGCUCAAACUGAUGCAGACUCUGCCACGCGGGCUGUCUAGCAACCAGCCUUUGCCUUUCUUUGAUGAGCCCGAGCCAGCUCUGGACUCCACAAUGAGGGCAGCCCCCCAGGACAAGACAAGCCGCUCUGGGCUCCCUGAUGCAGCCCCCAUGACCAAAGACAAUGGUCCUGGGAGCGUGAGAGGAGAAAAGGAGGAUGCAUUAUUGACAACCAUGCUUCGAAAUGGAGCCCCCUUCACCAGGCUCCCGAGUGACAAGCUGAAGGCAGUCAUCCCCCCCUUCCUACCUCCUUCCAGUUUUGAGCUGUGGAGCUCCGAUCGGUCCCGGACCUGCCACAGCGGGAAGGCAGAUGCCAUGAAGACUGUGCUGCCCCAGAGAGCCAGCAGGGGCCACCCCGUGGGUGGCGGGAGCACAGACACCGCUCCAGUCAGGCCCGUUAAGUUUCCAAGUCUCUCCAGAAGUUCAGCCUCUCCCGCCAGUUCUGGAAACGUGAACCACUCACCACAUUCCUCAGGCGGCUCCAGUGGGGUAGGGGGCGUGAGCAGGCAUGGUGGGGAGCUGCACAGCCGCUCAGGUGGCAGCAUAGACAGCGUCUUGUCCCAAAUUGCUGCCCAGAGGAAAAAAGCAGCCAGAUUAUCUGAACAGAAGUCCAGCCAUCGGUCAAGUCCUGUGGGGCCAGCACCAGGGUCCAGCCCGUCUGAGCUUCCAGUCCCCGCUGCAGGCGGCAACAUUCCCGGUGGCAAGAAACUGGAGACCAGCACAAGGCCUCCGUCCGGAACUUCCACUACCUCCAAAAGCACCUCCCCCACCCUCACGCCCUCCCCGUCACCCAAAGGGCACACAGCCGAGUCCUCAGUGUCCUCCUCCUCGUCUCAUCGGCAGUCCAAGAGCAGCGGGGGCUCCAGCAGUGGCACCAUCACAGACGAGGAUGAACUGACUGGAAUCCUUAAGAAAUUAUCACUUGAGAAAUAUCAGCCUAUUUUUGAGGAACAAGAGGUGGAUAUGGAAGCCUUCCUCACGCUGACUGACGGUGACUUGAAGGAGCUGGGCAUCAAGACAGAUGGGUCCAGGCAGCAGAUUCUGGCAGCCAUUUCCGAACUGAACGCAGGCAAGGGACGCGAGAGACAAAUUUUACAGGAAACCAUUCACAACUUCCACUCUUCCUUUGAGAGCAGUGCCAGCAACACCAGGGCUCCCGGCAGCAGCCCCUGUAUGUGCCCUCCUUCCUGUGGCCGCCAGUGUGAGCUCUCUGAACCCCACCUCCACCUUCACAUAGCCAGGGCCCAGCCCCUGCUCCCAGACACAUACCCCGCUCUGUCACAGCUCUGUGCCUCAGUUGCGUUGCUCCCUCUGCCUGGAAUACCCCUUGUCCCUCUGCUGCAUUAGUCCGUGGUGCUUGUUGCUAGAACAAGCUACAACACACACAGAUUGAGUCUCACAUCACAGUUCAGUAGGACUGCUUCUGGUUGUAGGUGGUUUCACAUCGUGAUUUGGGGACCCAGAUCCUUUCAUCUUGUGCUCCAGGAGCCCCAGAGUCUUUGCUUUUGGGUGACAGCAAGGGUAGUGGAUGGUGGAGAAUGCCUAGUCACUUCUUAACUGCCUCGUCCUUAACUGACAGACACUGGCUCACGCUCCCUUGGCCACCAGUAGUCAUGUGGCCCCACCUGGAUGCAAAGGAGGCUGGGAAGUGUAGUCUCUAUUCAGCUAGCAGCUUCCCAGCAACACUUUAAACUUAGCUGGGGAGCACAUAUUUUGGUGGAGAUAAGUCCGCCUUGCCACAAUUUCCCUUAAAACCUCCAGCCUGUUCUUCUGAUCCAAGUCACCUAUCAGGUGAAGCCUUUCUUGACUCCCUUCUAGCCACUGGGGUCCCUUAGUGCUUUGUAUGUGACUCUGCUCUAGUACUUUACGGCACCUGCUGCAUACAGCAUACAGCAGGCAUGGGGGAUGUGUAUGUUGAGUGCAUUUUUCUUUAUUGUAAAACAGCCUUUUACAUAGGAGAAAUAGAGAAGGCCUGCUAUGUGGACCGUUCUUUCUGGCUUUCAGUUUUCUCAUCUGUAAGACAGAUGUGGGGGGAGACAGUGCUCUGAUAUUCCAUCCAUGCUGCUCACCCCGUAUCACUGUGGGCUUUCUCCACUGCGAGGGGAUCUGAAGACCAAUGUGUCACACUGAAAAAGGACUGUGGUGCUCGAGUUUUCUAGGCAAAGAAGUGUAGAAUUUGGAAUUUUUAUACUAGAUCCUAUUAAUGCUACAUUCCUCAAAAGUGAAUUGGCCUGUGUAGUUUCUGACCAUAUCAUGUUGUAUUAGAGGGGCUCUGACUUUUAAAAGACAGUUGCUUUCUGAAAUGUUUUCCAGUGAGUAAUUCUUGCGGUCAGUGCUUGCUGCAUUUCUGUUACAUGCUGGGUGCUGAGUAUAUAGGGAUAAGCCAGAGCUGGUCUCCAUCCUUGAGCAUCUGGAUGGGCCAGGGACCAGACAUGGAGAGGCAGCACAGUAAAAUGGAAAGAGCUUGCGCUCUGGACUCAGGUUCAAAGUUCAGAUCUGGCUUUCAGUAUCUUAAUUGGAUCUUGGAGCCAGUGUGCAUAAGGUGCUUGAUGUGCAAGAAGUACCCAAUAGAUGGUGGCCUUCACAGAAUUCCAGUCUUUACCAUGAGGUAUGCUGGGCCACGUGUCGGUCUCCUUGGGAGGUACCAUCUCUCAUCUGUCCCUCUCCUAGCCAUGAAAGCCCAUCUUUUUAUGCCAGCUUUCAGAGGCGAUUAUUACUCUACCACCCAGAACUUAGUGGUUCCCUCCUUCUGCCUGAGGCCCAGUGGGUGGUGGUCCUUCUUCAUCCUUUCAUCCUUCCACCCACAGAAGUCAGCUUUCCACAUGACUGAAGAUAAAGCAUUUCAGUUGUGCUAUUACUGACACUCAUCUUUAUAAAGCUUCCUUGGGUCCCAUCCUCCUUUAAGGAGACACAUUUCUUGAUCGCCUACUAUGUGCUGGCAGCUUUACCACAUUGUCAUUUCACCCUCCUUGCCCCCCUGGAGGUGGCCCUGUUUAGCUGCCUCCUGCACAUCAAGGAAAUAGCUGCUUUGGGAGAGGAAGCUGCUUGCCAAUUAAACCAUUCAUAAGGAGCAUAUCUGGGGUUAACGAGGCUUGCUGGCCUCCAAGCCUGUGCCUUUUCCACCAAUUCCUGGAGAUUCUCAAGCUAGAAGCACUAGGGAUUCCCACUGUUUUAAUGUACUAAUAUUUUCAGGCGCUAUCAAUAGGCCUAAAAUUGUCUGUCCCUGAAAUACAUGGCCCUAGGUGUUACAUGCUUUGCAGUUUUGUGCCUGCUUUUCACUGAGCUCCUAUGUUUUGGUAACCUGUGUGUUGAUGUAGCUUCCACUUAGGUAAGUUUGAUUGAGCACCUGCAAUACACAGGUGCUGUGCUGGGGGUCACUUUUCACAAAUGCAAACCUCCAUGAUCUUGUUGGAUGACAGAACAGGGCUUAUUAUCCUCAUUUUACGAACAGGAAGACUGAGACUCCAGAUGAUGGCUUUUCGUGGCUUUUUUACUGGACUCAAAUGUCCGAGGUUUUUUCUCCAGACAGUUGUGUGCUGGUUGGUGAGAGGUUCCUGGCACCCUUUCUGGGCCUUGCUCACUCUUUCCUGGGGACACUUCUCACCCUACAUGUGUCCCCAGGCGUCUCCAAGAGGCUGUCCCUCCAUAAGAAGUACCUCUCUUGCUCGAUGAGUCUCACCAGCAUUUCCCAAAGUGUGCUCCUUGGAACACUAGUUCCAUAGGAUAUUAAUAGGUUUUUCAUAAAGAAAAUUAAGGGGGUAUGUAUGUGAAGUGGGGCAAGGUUCCACGAUCAAGUGGGUUUGGCAGACAUUGGGUUAAAGCUGAGCUGUAUGGUCAUCUCUGCUGCAGGUGUCUCAUGACCUUCAGCAUGCAGGUGGGGUCAGGCCUCUUCAUGGGGCCAUGGAGCUUGUAGCAUUUCGCACACUCAUCUGAUCAUGGAACCCUUCCCCAGGGUGCUCUUGCAAGACACCAUUGGGGAAGCCCCGCUUGACUGGGACAGUAGCAGCCAUGAGCCAUCCCAGCCUUGGGGGCGGGGCAUGGGGUGCCAGAGCACCUCAGCUGGGUCAGGGUCCUUGGUAGCACCCACCCCUGCAGAGGUGGCCUGCGUGGCUGUGAGACAUCUGGGUGGGGGUCCCCUGACUUUGAGAUGGCAGGGACCCUGCUCAUGAGGCUCUCCGUCCUGGGGGACUCCUGCUGGGUGGAGGGCAUGGUUUCCCAGCAUCCCUCCAGAGUCCCGCUGGUGUGUGCUGGGUGUCCAAGCCCCCACUGGCCAGGGCAGGGCUCCUACCUCCUUGCUGCAGUGCCAGACCAUUACAUGGAGGCCAGCUGGUUUUGCAAAGAGACCAUUUACUUUUUCAUUCUUUGGUCCACUGAACAUUUACUGAGCAUCUACCCUGCACCAGCCCCAUGCUUGUGGUCUAAACCCAUGACGGAAAAGAUUCAUCUCUGCCCUCACGGGACCCUUGGUACUGUAGAGGAGACAAGCACAUAGAAAAAUGGUGCAGUGGUAGAGGUGUGUGCUUGGUGCACAGCUUCAGCCCAGCCUGGGCAGGGUUUUGAGGAGAGAACCAAGCUAGGUCCUAGAGGGCAAGUCGGCAUGGUUGGCAGGUGGGAAAGAGAAGGGGACCCCAGACUGGGAACAGCAUGUGCAAAAGCAGUAUGUAACAUUUGUGGGUAAUAUAUUGUCGGGUAAGUUAGAUACAUGUUUUUUUGAUUUUUGGUCCUUUGGAAUGUGUUGGAGCAAUCUGUUAUCCUGGAAAGAGCACUGGAUCUAAAGUCAGACCUAGCACUGGGUUUUGACUCAGCCACUUCUCACUGGAUAAUGGUGGAUAUAUUUCCUCAUCUCUGUGAGCCUCAGUUUCCCUUUUGGUUACAAGGGGAUAGUAAUUCCCAAGGGGCUGAAGAUCAGAUGAAACUGAGAAAGCCCUUUUCACACUGUGGAGCAAUGCAAAUGUGAGAAAUCUCAAAGAUAGUUGCACAUUUUUAAAUCCUCUCUCUCUCUCUCUCUCUCUCUCUCUCUCUCUCUCUGUCUCUCUCUCUUCUCUUCC
Messenger RNA from Microcebus murinus (gray mouse lemur), 6508 nucleotides. The record is from RefSeq and is a predicted model, not a curated record. NCBI's taxonomy places the organism in Eukaryota, Metazoa, Chordata, Mammalia, Primates, Cheirogaleidae.